AUGCUUGCAAUCGCAAUUUUCGUGCUCAUAAGCGGCACAGCAGCAUUACCAGUGCAAAAUGGCGACUCAGAAGCUAAAAACGAAACAGAAAUUGACUAUCGUUUGCCAAACACCACAGUGCCGAUACACUAUAACCUCAAAAUAAUACCAGACAUCGAUGGAGAUUCUGGAUUCGAAGGAGAAAUUAGUAUAAAAUUCAAAGUUCUCGAUCCAACAUCGAAUAUCGUUUUACAUAUGAUGGAGUUAGAGGUGGAUGAGAAUGCGACGCGAGUAGUUUUAGAAAAUGGCGGUGUGAUUGUGCCAGAAGUGCACGAGCACGAUAAUGAGACGCAGAAAUUGACUAUUGGUCUUGGUACGGUUCUGAAAGAAGGGGUUUAUUGGUUGAACAUGAAAUUCUUGGGAGAUAUUAGAGACGAUUUAUUUGGAUGUUUUAAAAGCUCUUAUGAAGACGAGGAAGGGAAUACAGUAUGGGUCGUCGCCACUCAAUUCGAAGCAACCUACGCUCGCUACGCGUUCCCUUGCUGGGACGAGCCUGCUUUAAAAGCGACCUACAAUAUUUCCAUCAAACAUUACGAUAAUUACACAGCGAUGUCAAACAUGCCUGCACGAGAGAAAUCGUACGACGAAACCGAUGGAAAAGUGUGGACGCAUUUUGAGAGGACACCUAUUAUGUCCAGCUAUCUGGUAGCCUUCGUAAUAGCCGAUUAUGAGAACGUCUCGAAUUCUGAUGGUUCAAUUAAUAUCGUGGGCAGAAGAGAGUUGAUUCCAUAUUUUAAGUUUGCUCUUGAAAUCGCGGAGAAAGCAGCGAGGGAGUUGGAACAGUACACGAAUAGCACUGUUCGAGUGCCCAAGAUGGACCAUGUGGCUCUUCCUCAGCAUGCGACUGGUGCUAUGGAGAACUGGGGACUUAUUACAUAUCCGUACGUUUCUUUAUAUGAUGCGAUGGAGAAAUUCUUUGAUGAGAUAAAAGAUUUAUUAGAAAGGAAUCUCGCCUUCAACGAAGAAGAAGACUCCUUCGACAGGAAGUACUCGAUCGCAACAACAGUAGUCCACGAACUAGCGCACCAGUGGUUCGGUAACGUGGUCAGCCCAAAAUCGUGGUCCCACAUUUGGCUGAACGAAGGUUUCGCUUCGUACUUUCAGCAAUACAUCGUAGACAAGAUUUUGAAAGAGUGGAGGAACAUGGACUAUUUCAUAGCUAGAACCUUGCAAUUUUCUCUGACCAUGGAUAUUGAAUGGAAUGCAAAUCCAAUUGACACGGUUUUGGAGUCGCCUGAUCAGAUCGAGUCGGCCUUUUCGAUUUCUGUUUAUAACAAAGGUGUACUGUUGUCUCCCUCUAUAUUGCAUAUGCUGGCCAACAUCGUCACUCCAGAGGUCUUCCGCAGGGGCCUCAUCGGCUACUUAGACAAACACGAAUUCGACUCUGCAGAUCCCGACUGCCUCUGGGGAGCCCUGCAGACUGCCCUGGACAACUCAGACGUGCCCCACAAUGACUAUAACCUGAGAGAAGUCAUGAACACCUGGAUCAAACAGAAAAGAUAUCCUCUGGUGACCGUCGAACGUAAUUAUUCAACCGGUGACGUGACAUUCGAGCAAGAAGAUUAUGUGUUCGUACAUGUACAUGAGAACGAGCCCAAUAACCUUCUCAAGGACAAUAACGAAACUUAUCAAUGGUGGGUGCCGAUCACUUAUACGACAGGGUCGAAUCUGAAUUUUGAGGACACUAGGACGAUGAACUGGUUGAGACCGGAUGAAGUUUUGACUGUGGAGGGAAUCGACCCGGAGGAUUGGAUUAUAGUUAACAAGAAACAAAGUGGCUACUAUCGUGUGAAUUACGACGAGACUAACUGGAGGAAGAUCGCCAGGUACCUGCGUUCCGAAAACUUCACAAACAUACAUGUCCUCACCCGUGCCCAAAUCAUGAGCGACAUCACAGACUUGGUAAUGUUCAACCGCGUCGAACGAUCAGUGUUCCUAGAUUUAGUUCUUUAUAUGAAACAAGAAGAAGAUUUCCCACCGUGGUCCCACCUGUUGUACCUAACAGAGAAUUACAAACUCGCGUUACAGUAUCCCUCGGCUAAACCAAUCAAGGCUUUUAUGUUGAGCAUUAUGGAGAAUUUGAUUAAAAAUAUUGGUUACGAGGAUGAUCCUAAGGAUACUUUGUUUACGGUGUUGAUGAGAGCAGAAGUGUUGGAGGCUGCUUGUUUACUUGGACACGACGAGUGCAUCAAAAUGGCGGCUGAUAAAAUGGCGGACUUCUUGGAUGAUCCGAAUAAGUACAAAAAAUCAGCGCACUUGUCAAGCUGGAUGUACGACAAUGCUGGUCGGAGGGCGAACGAGUCGCUGUGGUAUAAGAUGUUGGAAAUGUGCGAAAGAAAUAAUUCAGUGGAAAUGUUAGCUGCGUUGAGUUAUACAGAGAACGUAAAACUUUUUAAAGUGUACUUAAACUUGUCAAUAUCAGAUAAUACCACCCUAUCGGAUAAAUACAAGGCGGCCAUAAUCAGAUUUGCAUUUAGGAAUCCCCUUUUUCUAGAUGAUACCAUUAAUUUUUGUCUUCGGCAUUGGGAAAAAUUGAAAGAAAGUGUAAAAGGCAUUUUUUAUAACAUUGAUUUUCCCUUGAACGAAGAACGAACCGAGAAGAUGACAAAAUUAUGCGAGAGAAGUCCUCAUUGCAACAUGGAAAAAUUUAUGACGAAUUUGCCAGACGAUGACGAGAUUGUCGAACGUGAACUUGAUAAAUGGUCGACAGCUAUAAAGAAUAUGGGAUAA
Messenger RNA from Megachile rotundata (alfalfa leafcutting bee), 2769 nucleotides. RefSeq names its product aminopeptidase N-like. Gene Ontology annotation, cellular component: membrane; cytoplasm. The record is from RefSeq and is a predicted model, not a curated record. Gene Ontology annotation, molecular function: zinc ion binding; metalloaminopeptidase activity; peptide binding. NCBI's taxonomy places the organism in Eukaryota, Metazoa, Arthropoda, Insecta, Hymenoptera, Megachilidae. Gene Ontology annotation, biological process: peptide catabolic process; proteolysis.